Molecule: messenger RNA, 1832 nt
Organism: Neurospora crassa OR74A
Lineage: Eukaryota; Fungi; Ascomycota; Sordariomycetes; Sordariales; Sordariaceae
Exons: 2
Coding region: 274-1581 (435 amino acids)
Source: RefSeq, a predicted model, not a curated record
UCCACCCAUACAUAACCCUGAACAAGUCAACAGAGGAACAUCAUGCAGACAAUGAAAGAUUGGCUGGUCUGAUUCUGAAUGGUUGGAGAGAAUGGAAAAACGACACAGUAGGGUGAGCAAGACGAUAUCGAGGAUAUCAUAUCUCUCACCGUAAAAUUGACCGUUUGUUUUCCCCUCGAGCUUAGGAUAUCGUAUUCUAGAAAUCAGUCAACCCAUCUCAGGGUUAACCUUGCCCCCUCGACAGUCAGUGUCAGUGCCAACCAAACUCUCAAAAUGCAACCUUUCCGUUUUCCCACUCCCUCCGCCCUGACCCCCUUCCUCAGACCUCCUCUUCAACCCUUUUCUUCAAAAUCCCAACACAUCACUCGUUUCCUUUCAGUCCCUCUAUUAUUUCCUCACCUCCCUUCACCCAUUUCUCUCUCUCGUCCCAUCCACACCACCACCACCCCCGUGAAUCGAAAAAUGUCAUACUCCUCCGACGAAGACCAACCCGACCCCGAGCUCCUCGAGCUCCUGCGUCAACACCUCAACGGCAACCAGUCCUCCCACACCGCCGCCGAGACGGGCGUUUUGGAGUCUGCCGAGUUCGUCUACAACCACGCCAUUGACGUGGCCCUAGACAUGCGCGGGUGCAAAAAGGCCGCCAACACCAUCUGGGACCAGAUGCAGCAGCGGGAGUACUCGCCCGCCACUUGGUCGACGCACGCGCUCCACCCCAAGGAGAAGAACGAGGAGACGGUCAAGUUCAUCUUCACCAUGGAUCUGCUCAACUUUUCGUUUUGGAGCGAGAAGAGCGAGGAAGACCGGUUCCAGGUGGAGUACAGAGGAAAGAGGUGGACGGGGUACUGGAGUUUGGUGGCGGCGUUGCAGCGGGGGUUAGAGGAAGGAAUCCCCAUCACCGAUCCCGCAUUCUGGAUCAAUGACGAAAAAUUCACCCCGGACGUCCUCCGCACCGUCUUCCGGUCCGCCACAGACGAGGAGAUCCCCCUCCUCCAAGAACGAUUCGACUGUCUCCGUGAAGCCGGCCAAGUCCUCCACGAGAAAUACGAUGGUUCUGUCCUGGACCUCAUCGACGAAGCAAACGGUUCAGCCGCAGCCCUCGUCAACCUCCUUGCCUCCGAUUUCCCUUGCUUCGCUGACAUCCACCCCUACCCCGGCCGGCGCCAACCCAUCCGCAUCCUCAAGCGCGCACAAAUCUUUGUCGCUGACUUGUGGGCCUGUUUCGAAGGCCAAAGCUAUGGAUCCUUUGCGGACAUUGACAAAAUCACCAUGUUUGCCGACUACCGCGUCCCGCAAAUGCUGUGGCAGCUUGGCUGCCUCUUGUACGGUCCCACGCUGGAGACGGCGGUGCGCGAGAAGAAGAUGAUUGAGCAUGGUGGCGAGUGGGAGAUGCAGUUGAGGGCCUGCAGUAUCUGGUGCGUGGAGCUGAUUAGGAGGGAGAUUAUCAGGGAGCAUCCGGACGCCAAAGGAAAAGUGAAUGCGGUCUUGAUUGAUUUCUUUUUGUAUGAUGCUGUCAAGGAGUUGGAGAAGGAGGGUGGGGAGAGGAUUCCGCAUCAUAGAACGAGGAGUAUUUGGUAUUAGAGGAGGGUGUGGUGGUUUUGGUUCGGGAUUGUGCUGAAGGGCUGAACUGGAUAUAGUUUGGCAUCGGAGAUAUCGUGAGAAAAGGAAAGGGGAAACCGCAAAGAGAAAGAAAAUAGAUCAAACUGGGCGAGGACGCAUACACCUAGAUUUCUUUCAGAAUAUCGAUCCUAAAGAAAAGACAAGUUAUAAAAUACUUUGCGCAUCGAUGACACGUUAUAGAGGUAGCUUCGAUGCGAUGCAAAAUCCGACCC